AUGCGUAUGAAUAUUGAUCCGGUGUUAAUACAACAUAAAUUUCAAGUAUGGAAGGCUUGGUUUAUAGCAGAGAAGCCAGUAUAUCAGCUGUCUGUUGGGGUGCUUUUUAUUGGUAGGUUUUUUACGUUGAUUUUUGUUGUUUAGAUAUCCGAAUAUUUGAAAACAAGGAAGAUGGUUAGUAAUACAUAUAUAGUAAAUUAAAUUUAAAGCUUUUCAAUUUUUAACUUUUUUUAAAUGCUGCUAUUUUUUUACUUUUUAUGUUUUAGGGUUUCUUUUGUCAUUAAUUAGUCCGUUGUACAAUUUCUUCUCAUUCACUUCGAGUAGCUUGUUCUUAUUACACGUUUGGCGACCGUUUACUGCUGCCAUCGCUGAAACAAAUGUAUUUAUGUUGUUGUGGUCAGUAUUGGCCUUUCAUCAGCUAACGGAAGUGAUCUCACCCCUCUGGGGAUUGUUGGAAAUACUAAAGUUUGGAUUGAUUGUACAUUUAUCGAGUUUGGUGGCCUUAUCAUUGAUAUCACUGGGUUGUUUCUCAUUGUUUGGAGCUGUGGACUUUUUCUACUUUGAAAAGCUGAAUGGUUUGGCUUCAGUUAAUGUCGCUGCUCUUGUGGCGGUUAAACAGGUUAGUUUUAAAGGUGCAUUUAACAAUUUAAAGUGUAAAAGGUAGCAUAAAUUAUUUUUUAGUCUUGUUUCAUUUUUUUGCUCUAUUUUUGUAGUUUUAUAUGAUCUUUUUAUUUAUUACUUUAUAGACAAGAUAAAACCAGGUUUUAAGUAAAAAGAUUAUAAAAAGACGUUGCGUUUUCUUAAAAACAUACUUUUUUUUAGUUUCUACCGGAUACAGUGUUAAUAACGACAUCAAAAGGUCGUCUGAAGAACAACCAUCUACCUCUAUCAGCGCUUACUGUAGUAAUAUUGGCAUAUUUUGUUGGCUUAGUCAGAUUUGGCGUGAUAUUUCAAGUAGCUAUGGGUAUUCAAGUGUCUUGGACGUAUCUCAGGUUUAUUCAAGUUCGAGACUCAAGGCCAGACGAGAAGGGCGAUCAGAGCGAUCACUUUGCUUGGCAUACGUAAGUUUGAAGUCUUUUUAUGGAUUCUAAUGAGUUAUCUUUGAAAAAAAGUGUUUUUCUUUACUAAGAAAAGCAUAUUUCCUAACCACUGUCAUGUUGUAGUAUAACAUAAAUGCUUUGUAGUCUGUUUCCUCGAAUUACACAGCCCGUAGCGCAAAUUCUCGGGAGGAUAUGUUACAGAACCUUGGUGAAGCUAAAAUUGUUCAAGAAGGUGGAUAAAAUGAUAUUGCCACAGCUGAAUGAGGAAGCCAUGUUUGAGCUAGAUUUGGACAGAGAAGCCGAGAGGAAACGGUAAGUUUUGAACUAAUGUAAACUACUUGAAAAAGAGUUGUUGUUAAGAUACAUCUUUGCAGUUUAUACGCAUUUUUUAAAUUUUGUGAGUUUUUUUUCGGUUUGAAUGUGGAUCAACGGUAGCAUCAAAAUGUAUUUAUAAAUGUCUUUGUAAUCAGUUGUGUGAUUUUUUAGUCAAAUUGCUUUGCGAGAGUUACAGUCACGCCUGAUGCAACAGAAACGGUCGUCUCCGAUUCCUCCGUCACGAUCGAAUCAACAAUUGGCUCCAGUGCUUGAGGCAAAGGAACCCCAAUCUCUCCCCGAAAAGCUUCCGCCUUUGGAUUUGGGCGUGGAGUAG
This is a messenger RNA of Bursaphelenchus okinawaensis, 1689 nucleotides long. The record is from the annotation of a GenBank genome assembly. NCBI's taxonomy places the organism in Eukaryota, Metazoa, Nematoda, Chromadorea, Rhabditida, Aphelenchoididae.